This is a messenger RNA of Mytilus trossulus (common blue mussel), 1613 nucleotides long. Its product is annotated as mitochondrial carnitine/acylcarnitine carrier protein-like. Gene Ontology annotation, cellular component: mitochondrial envelope. The transcript is spliced from 9 exons. NCBI's taxonomy places the organism in Eukaryota, Metazoa, Mollusca, Bivalvia, Mytilida, Mytilidae. Gene Ontology annotation, molecular function: O-acyl-L-carnitine transmembrane transporter activity. Gene Ontology annotation, biological process: mitochondrial transport; carnitine transmembrane transport. The record is from RefSeq and is a predicted model, not a curated record. The coding region runs from base 48 to 944 and encodes 298 amino acids.
CUUUCAUUUCCGGUUAAUUUUAGACCGCAUCAAAAUUAAUUUGCAGAAUGGGGAAGAAAGUAAGCCCUGUCAAAGAUUUUAUAGCUGGUGGAGUCGGUGGAGUAUGUCUCGUUUUCACUGGACAACCACUGGAUACCAUAAAGGUACGACUUCAAACCAUGCCAAGACCAAAACCUGGAGAAGCACCUCUUUAUAAAGGCACGAUAGACUGUGCUACAAUAACUAUAAAGAAAGAGGGUAUCAAAGGUUUAUACAAAGGCAUGGCAGCUCCAUUAGCUGGAGUGUCACCUAUGUUUGCUGUUUGUUUCUUAGGUUUUGGUAUUGGUAAAAAACUUCAACAAAAGCACCCUACAGAUGACCUUACAUAUCCACAGUUGUUUAAAGCUGGUAUGUUAUCAGGGGUAUUUACCACAGCUAUAAUGGCACCUGGUGAAAGAAUCAAAUGUUUAUUACAGAUUCAAGCAGAUUCCCAUAAAAAGAUGUAUAAUGGUCCAUUGGACUGUGCUAAGAAGCUUUAUAAGGAAGGUGGUAUCAGAAGUGUUUACAGAGGCACUGGUGCCACAUUACUUAGAGAUGUACCUGCCAGUGGAAUGUACUUUAUGACUUAUGAAUGGUUACAACAUACACUAACUCCUGCAGGACAUGAUCGUACAGAAAUGAGUGUUGGUAGAACAUUAUUUGCUGGUGGUAUGGCUGGAAUUUUUAACUGGGCUGUAGCGCUUCCUCAGGAUGUUUUAAAAUCAAGAUACCAAACAGCUCCUCAUGGUAAAUAUCCAAAUGGGAUUAGGGAUGUAUUUAAACAGCUGAUGAAAGAAGAAGGAUUUUUAUCUCUGUAUCGUGGUGCAGCACCAGUUUUUCUCAGAGCUUUUCCAGCAAAUGCUGCGUGUUUCUUUGGAUAUGAGUUGACAAUGAAGUUCUUGUACUGGUUGCAACCUGGAGUUUGAUGAUAAUAUUGUUAUAGGAUGUACUAGUUAUCACCAGGAGCUGGAUAAUAAUAUUAAAAUAAGAUGUGCCUGUAGUAAUUUAUUUCUCAGAAACACUAAUUUUGUUGUGAGAUGAAAAUCAAAGCUCAUUUAUACUUUUAUAAAGAGUAUAUUUUGAGUUUGUAUAAACAUGAUUCCAAUCCAAUUAUCUGUUUACAAUUAUACUUAUUUAUAUUAAAUGAUUAUGAAUGUUGAAAUGAAGUACUAAUAUUUUAAAAUGUAGCACCAUUCAGAAAACAAGUGGGAGGAUGAAUUAUGAAUUCCUUUUUUCUACCAUUAAAAUUGCAAUUGUUAUCCCAUCAGCAAGUUGUUUCUACAAAAAUUAAAUUUUAAAUUUCAUAAAAAUAAGUAUGCAAAUUGUAAACUCUAAAAAUAUUAAAAGAUUGCCUUGGUGUUGGUGAUAGUUAAAAAAAAGUAUUUAUGAAAAAAGAGUGAAUACCAUGCAUGCUAAAUUAUUUAAUUUAACACUAUAAUUUUAAAAGGAGGGGAUGGUGUUGCCUUUAUAAGACCCAUCUUAUUCUAGUAUGUCUAUAAACUAUAGAAACACAUUUUGUUAUUAAUGUUGAUGUGUCUAUUUACACAGCAAGUAUCACAAAUAUUUUUUUUUACAAAAAUAAAUAUAUACAUGUA